CGCUCCCCCGUGACGCCACGCGGAUGGCGUCAUCGCGGAGCGCGGCGCGGGCAUGGCGCUUCCUGCCCGGCUCCUCCGGCGGGCUUUCUCCUCAGCGCCCGGCGGGCGGCGGCGGCGGAGGGCGUGGGAGGCUUCGCUGUCGCCUCUGGAGAGACUGAAGCAGCUGCUGCCGCCGGAGGAAGCGGCGGCAGUGCAGCGCUAUGUGGAGCCCCGCUCCCCAACCUCCCAGCAGGCGCCUCCUGAGGAGAAAAUGGCGGCGGCGGCGCUGAGCGCGGCGCCCACCGCGGCUCCUUCCCCGGAGGGACCCCCUGAGAAGAAAAUGGCGGCGGCGGCGGCGGCGGCGCGUCCCGGCCCUCUGCGCGCCGGGGAGCUGGCGCUGGCGGAGCUACGGAGAAAGCACAACUCGACGCUGAAGCUGAUGUGCCGGUUGGAGGCGGGCGCGGUGCUGAACUCACACGGCGGGCUCCUGCCGCACCGGGACAUCAUCGGGCAGCUGCCCGGGCAGCUGCUGCGCUCCUCGGCCGGGGCACGGUUGCUGCUGAGGCGGCCCUCGCUGGACGAGUACGUGCUGCUGAUGCCGCGGGGGCCCACCAUCGCCUACCCCAAGGAUAUCAGUGCCAUGCUGAUGAUGAUGGACAUCCACCCGGGAGAUGUUGUGUUGGAAAGUGGCACUGGGUCUGGUGCUCUGACCUUGUUUCUGUCAAGAGCGGUUGGGCCCAAGGGACGCGUUAUCAGUUACGAAAUCAGAGAUGACCAUCACAGUUUAGCAAAGAAGAAUUACAGGCAUUGGCGUGCUACAUGGAAAACAGGACACACGGAAGAGUGGCCAGAUAAUGUGGAUUUCAUUCUUAAAGACAUCUCAACAGCUGCUGAGGAUAUGAAAUCUGUAACAUUUGAUGCAAUAGUUCUGGAUAUGCUGAACCCUCAGUCUGCUCUGUCUGUUGUACACCCAAGUCUUAAAGAGGGUGGUGUGUGCACUGUGUAUUUAGCAAACAUCACACAGGUUAUAGACCUUUUAGACAGAAUACGGACGUGCAAUCUCCCUUUUGCCUGUGAAAAGAUUGUUGAGGUAACUCAUAGAAACUGGUUGGUGCUCCCUGCUAAAAUCAAGAAUUGCAAAUCAAGCCAAAGAGUGGAAACUCAAGAAAAUAUCGAGGAAGAUCCUCAACAAAGAGAAUGUGAUGAAAUCCAAACUCAGGAUCAAAUAGUUCUUCAAGAAGGCGAGUGCAAUGAAUCGUUUCCUGAUGAUGCUGAAACAUACUGCUCAGCGCCUUACGUUGCUAGGCCAUCUCGUUGGCAGGAUGCUCAUUCAGGUGAGAUACUUGAAAAAUGCUUUUAUUGUAACUGUUUCAUCUUAAAAUGUUUUAUUUUCAAAAAUAACUUCUGUACUAGCACUUGACAUGUUACUAUAUCACAAAAUCAUGAAAUUUAUAAUAAACUAAAAAUUCAGUAUUGAAA
This is a messenger RNA of Numida meleagris (helmeted guineafowl), 1458 nucleotides long. RefSeq names its product tRNA methyltransferase 61B (gene TRMT61B). The coding region runs from base 53 to 1399 and encodes 448 amino acids. Lineage: Eukaryota; Metazoa; Chordata; Aves; Galliformes; Numididae. Gene Ontology annotation, cellular component: tRNA (m1A) methyltransferase complex. The record is from RefSeq and is a predicted model, not a curated record. Gene Ontology annotation, biological process: tRNA methylation. The transcript has 6 exons.